This is a messenger RNA of Bombus terrestris (buff-tailed bumblebee), 10790 nucleotides long. RefSeq names its product carboxypeptidase N subunit 2. Lineage: Eukaryota; Metazoa; Arthropoda; Insecta; Hymenoptera; Apidae. The transcript has 2 exons. Gene Ontology annotation, cellular component: extracellular matrix. Gene Ontology annotation, molecular function: protein binding. The record is from RefSeq and is a predicted model, not a curated record. The coding region runs from base 688 to 2553 and encodes 621 amino acids.
CCGAUUCAGUAAGGACUGACUGUUCCCGUUUGCAGUGCAGCUCGAAAUCUCAGGGAGAAACCGCGGUCUUUCGUCCUCUCUUUUUCCUUCUCUUUCUCUUUCUGUCUCUGUCUUCCUAUCUUUCUAUCCACUCUGUCUUUGUUUUCCGUCUGUACCAUCCUACUCUAGCCAUCCACUCUCUUCUCUCGCGUCUUUUGUUGUUAGUUCCUCUCACCGCGGUAAAGUACGUGUUUAACUUUUUCCGUUUGACCGACUGUCUGUCUGUCUCUGACACGAAGUUCGUGGCACGAACUACUGUUUCGAUUCUUUUUCGAAGCCAUUCUGGUACACGCUAGAUUGCUGUUCGUGGACCGAUGUACUACACGAGCGAGCGAGGCUCGUGUCUCGCGCAAAUUCCAACUGUUCCCCAUGGUUAGUCACGUGGCUGGCCAGUGAUUCGAGGAAAUCUGGUUGGCUUCGUUUCGGGAUACCGUACGAACGGUGCGUUCCGGAUGAAAGGUGCGUGUGCCAGUUGAUCAACGCUCGUUCGACCGUUCGACUCGGCUCGUACAACUCGGAAUCGAAGUCCCGAGGACGUGUGUGCAAAAUCAACGGUGGACCGCAGGUCGAUGUGCACAACUCUGGAGAGACGUACUGAAACUCCACGUCUGUCGGUGGCAGUUCCAGUCGAGGAGGAGUUCAUAUGGAAUGGCAUCACGUGGACCGUCGACGACGACGCUGCCAACCGCGAUAGCGUUGGCCGUCGCGAUGUCAGUGAUGGCGAACGGUCUUUGUCCAACGCAAUGCCAUUGCGACGACGAGAGCUUGCACGCGUCCUGUGCUUACGCAAGCCUCGAGGUCGUUCCGAUCCAAUUGAACCCGGAGAUCAGACACUUGGAUCUGUCCAACAAUCGUGUCGGCAAUAUUCACCUGUCGUUCGGUUUCUACGGUAACCUGGAAACGCUUGAUCUCACGUCGAACGCUAUCCACACGUUGGGCUCGGACAAUUUCGUCUUCCAAAAGAAUCUGGUCACAUUGAACGUAAGCAGUAACGCCGUCAGAGCCUUGGCCAAGAAUUCCUUGCAAGGUUUAGACUCUUUAAAGGAAUUAAACUUAGCCAGCAACAAUAUCUCCGAUAUGGACGAGCAAGCGUUCAAAACCACCAGUGAACUAGAAAUCUUGAAUCUAAGCGACAACUCGAUCACCAGUUUGCCAGAAGGAUUAUUAAAAAAUCUGCACAAAAUCCGGACGUUGAUCUUGCACGGUAACUUUCUGUUAGAGAUCCCCACCGACAAUUUAGCUCUGGCUCCGAGCUUGGAGAACGUCGACCUAUCCGACAAUUUGAUCCAGGAGCUUGACAGGGACUCGUUGCCGUCGUUGCCCUUGUUAGUAUCGUUAAACCUGGCAAACAACGUUAUCAGAAAUAUCGCUGACGACGCGUUCGACCGAUUACCUGACCUACUGCACCUAGAUCUGUCCGGAAACAAUCUGACAUCUGUACCCACGUCCGCACUGGCUAGGCUGAACGUUUUAUCGAACCUGAUUCUUAGUCGUAAUCCACUAGGUACUUUAGAAGCCGGUGGAUUUCGCAAUCUAUUUGAGCUAAGAAGCCUGGAGCUGAACGAUUGCACGAUCAUUAACGUGCACGCGCGAGCGUUCGCUGACAACGUGAACCUGGAACGAAUCUCGUUGGAUGGUAAUCGAGGUUUGAAAGAGCUACCAGCAAGGGUUCUCUAUAGCGCCAGAUAUCUGAAAUGGGUCUCUCUACGUCGAUGCAGCCUGUCGACCCUGCAGCCCACGCAAUUCCCUGUGGACGGCCUGUCGUCUCUUCGCGUCGGUGGCAAUCCCCUGGUCUGCAAUUGCUCUGUGCACUGGCUGUGGAACGUUAUCAGAGCGGAAGAGCGGCGGAACGAGUCGAGGCUCGAGUUAGAUACCCACGAUAUCAUCUGUACCGACGAGGAAUUCGCCGGGAAAGCCCUAAUCGCUCUGUCGGAGGGUUCGUUGCGGUGUCGGCUCAAUCCUCUCUAUCUGUCGUUGUCAGUAGCCGGUUGUGUAGCCGCGACGGCGACUAUUAUGGCGCUGAUAGCGCAUGUGACGCGGUCCAAGAGGAAGAAACGUCUGGCGUACGCGGCGCCCAAUCGACCGGAAUUCCUUGUCUACGUGGGCAGGAACAACGACGAACUGGACAAGAAUGCGGAAUCGUACAGCAGACGGCUGUUGGCUCGGAACGAGGACACGCCGUACGAUACUCCACGCGGGAAGCCGGGACAAAGAAGCCCGCAACCGCAGGAUACGAACAUCUACGAGACGCCUAGGUACACCAGACCGACGACUAAUCGUCGCGAUACUGGCACCGAUCCGACGUUUGCCAGGCAGGCGGAAGAGGGUGUAUACGCGGUGGCUGACGUCACCGAUCUUCGCGACGAACCACCGGAAGUGCUGUCGCUUUAUCGCAUGCAGAGCCCCGCAGCUCCCAGAUCGAACGUUCAUCGACUGGAUUAUGGUUAUGAUUACGAGUACGAUUACGAUUACGAACCGCCGCUUCCUCAAAAACCUCACGUGGUGUUCGUUUGAGAGAACGGCAGCGUCUUAACGCUGCCCGAUCUGUGAGAACAGAGAUGGUUCUCAACCCUCUGGAGAUUACCGAGAUCCGUAACACGAAGAAACCGAGCCGCUAGCUCUUCGUUCAGGGAGAAGAUACUUUCCGAAUCCCACGGAGAAGAUUCAUAGAGGAAAUGGAUUACCUAGUGACGCGUGCUAGUUUCGUCUUGUACUUCGGUCACGUCCGGGGAUUACGGAAGAAAUUCCAGUAGCGACAGUCUCGCGCGCUAGAUCUAUCGUUGUUGCGAGCUAGUAGAGAACAGAGGGAGGGAGGAGGGUGCUUUGGACAAGACCUUAAUAGGGCUGGAUCUAUUCUGACUGAUUGGCCAAGAUCAAACGUGAUACGGUAAUCCUUCCUUCACCGAAAGUAUCGAUUCUGUCGUCCAUAAGAGGUAUGCAUGGAGUCGAGGCAUACUCUCUCCUUCUCUCUCUCUCUCUCUCUUUCUCUUUAUCUGAUCCUUCUCUCUGUCCGAUGAAAUUUAACGCGUUGCUCGCGGAUGGUAAAUCGGUUAAAAUCAUUCGACUACGGAUAUACUAUGCCCACCAUAGAAUCUUCAGCAUCAUCAAGAGAAUAGCAUUCCAUCGUCCAUCGCGCAGAAACGGGGACAGAUGGUGGACUAGACUCGUGGUGGACGAGCUGAAAAUGAAAUGUCUUCCGAGAGAUAGUCGCGCCGCUGGAGAACAGCAGAAUGCAUUUUCGCUGGGGGAACGCAAUCUGACUCGGAAUGUAAAUUGUACGGCGCAUAAACGUGGCCACCGUUGUAUUACACAGGGACUGGGAAUAGGGAGGCUACGGGAACGUAUUUAUUUUCACGGAUUGCGUCGGAUUCCGUUGGUUCAGUGCAAAUGCUGGGCGCCGUGUUCCGAGGCGGGCGUUCAUUUCGCAUUUAAACGUAGUGACAAAUCAAAUCAAAGCAGCGUCUCGUUAGUCCGUUUAAACCCUCCCUAGACUAGCAUCCCAAGAUUACUCUUCCUCUCUCACUCGCGUCUUCACCAAACGUGUAUCUGUCUGUCCCUUUCUUAACCCUAAUUUCGCUUUUCCCCUCUUUGUUCGUUCGUCAUUCCUUUAACUGUCUGUCUAUCUUCGUCCACGUUUCCCUUUGUCGAUUCACCGUUCGAACAACUGUCCGCGUCCUUUAGAGGAACAUUGACAAGAUUUUUGCGAGACGGUCGGCUACCUCAAGCACAAGCGAUUUACAUAAGCAAGAAACGAGUUGAAAGAAUGAAGGAUCGCUGGGCGUUGUUAAAUCCGCGUUCCUUCAUCCUUUCGUUCGCUGUUUCUUUAUCUUUCUCUUAUCUGUCUUUAUAUCUUUGUAUAAGGCGUAUACACACACUUACAGAUACGUGUAUUAACGAACACACACGCUAAGCAUAACCACACGUUAAAACAUACACCGAAGGGAGCAAAAGACACAAUGUUAGAAUUCGUAAAAACUGGACGGUUCCUUUUUCCUUUCCGCUUGAACCCGCUGAAGUCGAGUGAAGAGGGCCGUUUUCAGAUGAACAUUGUAAAUUGAAGCAAUAAUAGACGCGACCUUUACCGUUAGGAAACACAUUACGAUCGCACCGAGGUAUAUUUAGACACGAGAAUUUCACGUUUAUACAGACUUAAGCGUACUAUAUAUGAUGAUAUAUAUAAAUGAUAUAUAUAUAUAUUUAUUUAUUAAUUUAUGAUGUUAAGUUUGGAAAAGAUGUUACGUUUUGAAUACGAGAAAAAAAAAUAUACUUGAUGCAUCAACAAGAACAUGCGUACGUAUCCAUCACGAAGCAUCGAUCGAACUUUCGAAUUCGUGUAUCAAUGUGUACGAGUAUGCUUUCAAUCGUAAGUAACUGGACCUAUAAUAAUAAUCGUGGUAGAUCUUAUUCAUCCUGCAUCGUUCAUUAUCACAGGUUAAUUACCAUAUUUAAUUUAGACCUAAAAAAUAUAAAAUAUGUAAAACAGAAAAGAAAUUGGCAGAAGAUAUCUAAGUUAAGAAGCAAUCAAUCUCAAAUGUAAAUUCGUUCAAAUUAUUGAAAUUAUCCCAAAUUUAUUGAGUGUCCAGCGACUUAUGGAGGGAAAUAUAUUUUUUAUUUACAUAAAUGUACAUUGUGCACCCAGAAAAUCGUAAUUCGUGACACGUAAUGUGUCGCAAGGAUUACUACGCGGACUCCGUUAGUACGAUGAUCUGGAUAACUCGGCCGUGUGCGUAUUGCCGUCGUUAUGCGCGUCCUCGAAAUGCAACGCGUCUAGAAAUUUAAUGGAAUAUCGAAUUCCUGCUGAUUAAAGUCUCCAAGCGCGAUGGCUCCUCGAAGGAGAAGGUUGAAAGUUAAAUAUUCAAUUCGCCACGGUAAACCUUCGCCCGAGCCUUCGUUCGCUCGCUCGAAAACCUCGGAUUGCUGUAAGAUUUCGGGAAUAACAAUUCCAUCGUGAAUUUGCCGGAAUAAUAGCGCCUCGAUUCGCGGAACGAGGUCAGAGCGAACGGUAUUAUUCUCUUAGAACGUCACGUCCGAUUGGCUUAGGCGAUUUUUUAUUAUGUUUAUCUUCUAUCGAAAUAUCAGGACUAAAUGGAUGAUAGAUUAAAUCGACUGUUCCGAGUUAAUUAAGUUUUAUUUAAGAAUAACUUUAUUUUAAUAAUACAUACGUAAAUUCAAUUACUUAAGAAUUUAAGAUGCCUUGUGAGAAAAAUGAAAGAUCAUUCGAUUUUAACAAAAUAGAUAAAAUUCGAUUGUUGAAACUUAAAAGUUAAUUCGUUUUAUAUUUAAUUACACCUUCUUAUCAAAAAUAUAACUUUACAAUAAUUUAGUGAAAUAAUCCAAGUAUUAGUAUGCAAACGUAAAUAUAUGAAUUUAUUAUUUAAAAUCGCGUCUGUGUAUCAUUUCGCAGAAGGCUAUAGCGGUUAAGCCAUAUUUACGUUUAUAGGAUCGAUAUAGAAGUUGUUUUGGUAAUAACAAUUUACCAUAGGCUUAUUAUUUUGUGAAAAAUAUCUACGACCGUGAUUCUACUUUUUCGCGAUACAUUUAUCCUUAAACCUCUCAGGGCGCAAUGUAAACCAAUAUCUCACGCUUUCCUUAAAACCUGAUUUCAAGGGGUCCGUAAGUAGUAAAAACGAUUUUUAUCAGACCCGUAUAGAAUCUAUCGAUCGAGAGUUAAAUUCUCGAUGGAAUAACCUCCGUAUAAAAUAAACUCGCAUAAAACUUGAAAACCCUGACACACCAGGAUACGAAACGGAAUUCAAAAGCAAAAGAACUGCCAACGAUAAAUAAUAACCGUAUUCCAUUGAAGUGCACCACAAAGCUUUGACUUUAUACUAUGUAUUUAUACCGUGUGUUCUAGGUUUCUCCCGUAAAAUGGUAUUAGUAUAUUCUGUGAGUAAAAGUAAGAAGAAAUUUCAAUGAAAUUGUAAUAAACAAAUUUUCAAAAUCUAUAAAUUCUAAUCAAACUUGCCGAUAGAUGAUUUAUAAGCCCAUUUGUACGACGAUUUUUUUCUUAUUUUCACUCACAGUUAUUUUCCGUUCUAAAUAGAAGUUUUAAUAAAAUUCCAAUUGAUAAAUUUUUUGAAUACAAAAAUCCAAAUUAAACGUUUAUUACGAGAAAUUACGUUCAUACAACACUAUUUCUUAUUUCUACUCGCACAAUGAAUAUCGGUCUGCAAAAAGAAGCACACACAUACCGGGACAUCCCGCAAUGUCAAAGAUGUACAAAUGAACGAAGCGCAAUCCGGAAAAGGGGCUCAAAUAGAAUUUACGGAGCGAAUCCAGCCGGGGCGGCCGAAUUUGAACAGUUCCCCUGACGCUCGACCGUUUAAUUUACGCCGCGAUCGAAUCGUCCCGAUAGCCAGCAGGCUACAUAAAGAAUCGGAAAUGGCUAAGCACAGCCGAAUGAAAUAUUCGUGCCACCUGUAAGAACGCGAUCCUGACGCGCUGGUGAAAGCGGUCAGAAUACAUCCGACGAUCCCUUUCGCGUAUUACUUCCGCGCCCCUCGGUGAUCGGCUGGCAGACAGCUGUGAAAAAUUAAUUUUCCCCGAAGCAGCCGAUCCCUCGGCAGUCGACUCGAAUCGAGGGUGAAAACAGUGAAAACAGAAAACAGCUACGGUCCCACUGACCCAGAAGCCGUGGUUCUCCCGUUCAUGGACCAUCGUCCGACCGUCCAUCACUUUCAGAAAACUUUCCAAGUUUCGACAGCGAAGUUCGCAACCGAUUGUCACGGCCAGGCCGGAAACUUACUCGCAAGAAUAGAUCCGCCGGGUAUAGAGACGAUUUGAUAACGCGGCGAUUUUUCAAUUCCCGUUUCAUUUUCCGCCGAUCAACGACAAUAGAAUCAAACUUCCUGAGCUGUCCGGAGUUCUAUAAUCUGCACGUAAAAUUACAGACGUCUGACAUUGCCAAGUUCUUCGUGUAUGAUCGCGUAAAAGUGCUUCAAGGGAAUUUAAGUUGGAAGUUGAACAUACAGAUUGGCUGAUUUAAAUGUUUGCAUUAAAUUGUUGUUUUAACGAGGAAAUUCGAUGAAUAUCGUGCAGUUAUAAACAUAGUUAAUUUAUAUUUAAUCGAAAUGUUAUAAGAAUAAUGUAAGGAAAAUGAGAAUAUUUAACAAAGAUAUCUAAUAUUGUAAUAUUCCCUAAAUCAAACAAUCCUGAUACAAGUAAUAUUUCCAUGUUCUUAAUAACCUGAGAAUAAAUUUCAUGCAUACGCCUAAACCGAUUACACCACGUGAUACAUAACUUAGUCCCAUUUCGACCAGCCUGCUACACCCAGAUUAAUUCGAUUCGGAUUAAGCAAGCGUUCGAAGGCACGACUAAAGCGGGGCAAAGAAAAUAAGCCCAGUAGAAGGGAAGUUUCGACCGAAGGAAAUCUAGAUUAAAGAGCAAUCAGAGAAAAAAACGAAGAGAAAGGGAAACUGAAAAUGAAAAGAACGAACGGGGAGAAAAGAAAAAGCGAGUCACCGGACCACCCUCUGACAAGCCAAAAUAUUAGAUUUGAGAGCAUUUCAUUGGACCCACUUUCCCGGUCGGUUAGCCAAGAUUCCACGGUGGCAUUUCGCCCGACUCGUUAGUCAUGGUAGUUAGUCAUGUUACACGGAUCUCGCCCAAGGAACGAAGAAGAGAAAGAUGAAAAAGAGGGAAGCUGUGCUCGAGCAGACGGAGAGCCGGUAGGUCGCGCGAGAAGAAACCAAAAAACGGCCUACCUCUGUUCCUUCUUCGUUCUUCGCGGUGUCCCUUUCUCUGUUUUUUCCUUUCUCCUUCUCUCUCUCUCUCUCUCUCUCUCUCUCUUUCUCUCUCUUCUCCCUCACCUUUUUUCCUUUCCGGUUUCGUGUCACGGGGAUCUCGAUGCGUUCGAGGCGCGCCCCAUCGACGGCUAUUUUUGUAUGUACAUAGAGACAAGAGCUGCGCAACGUCGAAUGCACAUCACGUUCCUCAGACGCGUAAACGUCCAUCUUCAAUGUCCGUUGUUUUUUGCUGUUCAUUACUCCCGGCUCCUUUUAUCUUGUCUGUCUCUUGAACUUUGUCCAUCUGUCUGUCUACGAUAAUAUCUCCGCCGGUUUCAUAACAACGAUGCGAGAAAAUACAGUUGUUAAACGAUUUCGGGAUUCUCUCGAACGCAGCUUCCGCUGCUUCGUAACGAACCAAAGCGCGACAGCGUGCCGCGUAUCGCGAUGAAGAUGAUGAUGACCGGGCGUCGUCGCUCGAUCGCUCGAGUGCUGGUCCCUCGUUCACUCGAGUCUUCAUCGAUGCUAAUGCGGCGGUGUCGCCUGGGUUUCUUGCUGUGUUUGAGAAAAGUCUGUCGAAUAUAUCAGUGACGUGCAAUAUUUUAUACUUCGUUCAGAAUAUUGCCUAUCUGCGAUAUUAACUUAAUUAUACAAAUACGUACUUGUACUUGAAACAUUGCCAGCUAGACGAAUUAUAGAAAUUUUGAAAAAUUUCAUCUUUGGAAAAUUGGCGAUUAUAGAUAUUGAAAAUGAAGAUCACUGCAAUUCUUCUAUAAAUAUUAUUGAAGUAUGGUUGUAUAUUUGAAAUUCUUUUCACUUGUUAACGUAUUCAGCUUGCAAAAAAAUAAGUAGAUUGCCGCUCUACAAAUGACGAUAUCGCAUGCGAUUAAAUUUCCAACAUUCCCCAGAGAAUAAGUGUGAAUUCGAGAUAACUGUAUCGUAAUCUGCUGUCAGUUUAUGAAGUACGAGAUACCUCGCGAUUCGGAGCAAAUUAAUGCCGAUUUAUUAUAUUAAUCCCCGAAUAACAACGGAAAAGCAAUUUAUCCCGAUUACAACGAUUCUCUAUUUACACGCGAGAUUCCACAGUAUAUUCGAACGAUACUUUCUCAAACACUAGGACACCUGUCUAGUUCAGCCGCGUAUUCAUGUAUCUGACGUUUAAUGGAGCUAUAGUAACCUGUAGACUACUUAAGAUUAGAGUUAAGACAAUAUCGACGCGGACGUUUCAUUUUCCUCGAGCGUCUAUCACACAGUUCGUAUACAUAAUUACUUCGUUACAUGCAAUUUGGGUAUAUUACGUGCGUUUAUGAAACCGGCUUACGAAUGCGUCCACUGUUUGUGCCAUUUUUACCUUUUCUUCGUCCCCUAUCUGAUUUGUUUCCUAGGCCCCCUUGCACAAUUAUUUACCAACUAAUAAUAUCAAUGAAUUAACAAGUUACAAGUUAUAGGAUAUAGACGUUUGUUUUAUAAUUUUACUUGUUAAUUGCUAAACUUACUUGUAGAAUUUUAUUUAUCUCGUUAGUAGACUGCGGAUUUUUAUGUAUAUAUGGGAAAAUUAAAAGUGCAAAGAGACACGGAAUGCGCAUAAUAUGCAAAAGUAAAUGAAAUAUUCAAAGUGCAACACUCGUUAUCAUAUUUAGUAAUUCUUUAGUUGUGUUAAUAAAAAUAUGAAUUUGCAUAAAUAUCCGCGGCCCACAUUUUUUCUCGCUUAUUACUAAACUCGUUCCUAUUACUGGACAAUUUAUUAAUGCUGAUAAAUUAUAAUUUGUAACUUGUAAAAUGUCACGAAUAAUAUUAAUUUAAUUGCGCACGAGGGCCGUGAUCAUUUGUAUCCUGAUUGUGCUGCGAAAAUCAAAGAGAAAACUAGUGUAACUUGUUUCGUCGUGAAUGUACCGCCUGUACCUACGUGAAUUUUUCCUGUAAAUAUUAGUAUAAUAGUUUCGUGUGUUCAUAGAGUUCAUAGCUGUUCUUUAUGUACAGCCUCUAGCUUCGCCUUUUCUUCUCGCUUCUGUUAUUCUUGUUUCCUUUCGUCUGUUAUUCUGUUCUCUCCUUUUCUUUUCUUUCUCGUCAAACAUAGAGACGAAAAUUGAAAAUAUCGACACGAAGUCGGUGAUUUUUGCAUUUCGCUGAUUCGCAGAAUUUUUCCGUAAAAUCGCUGAGCAUGGAAUUGGUCAUUUCCGCGGGAAUAUCGCGUUGAACUAUUAUUUUUCCUUGACGCGGUAUAUCUCCGAAUUUAAUAAUCCUUUCGAAAACUUUCUGCCACCUUUUUCUUAGGUCGAGCGGUGUAUAACGAGAAAUGGCAAAUCUCGAACACAAACUAAAUAGACCGACUGAUCUUUUCCGACGUUUAAUAUAACUUAGACAUACUGCAUCGCAUACGUGCACAUUCGUAUUUUCUACAAACGACCGUGCGUAGGAUUUUUUCAAUUUUUGAUUAGUUGAAAAGUUGACCAGUCAACUUUUAUCACAAAGCUAACAUUACUAGAACAAACCCUCGUCUUGUGUACCGUUUCAAUACUCUCCGCGAAAUUUCCAUUAAAUUUCGCGGUGGAGCUACGAAUUUAUACACUUAAUAAUUAUAUAUAAAUUAAUUAUAAUAUAAAUUACAAAAUAUAUACAUACUACUACCAUUAUAGUAGUACGUAUAUACAUGCAUACUCACGGGUAAAUAUGUAUGUACGAUUUACUUACAUACACGAAAUAUUUUAAGUAACCAUAUAGAAAUUUCAUACAUUGCUAAUAAAAAUGUUUAAGAUAUCUAAUAAAGUUAUAUUGUAUAUUCAGUAAUAUGUGUGCUAUUUGUCCGGUAUGUAGAUGAAAUGCCUGUUAACUCCCUUUUAUUUUGCGUUGUUUUAUUACGUAUGUAUACAUAUGGAAUAUUACGUGUAGAUAUGUCAAUCCUGUGUUUUAUAUAUCUCUAUGUGCUUAUCUUGUAACGUUUAAUUACGAUAUUUUUACGUUUUAUCGAAUGUUUACUUAUUCUGAUUUUAUGUUGAACGUACUAAAAUAAAAGCCAAGAAUCAAAGA